Messenger RNA from Ostertagia ostertagi, 204 nucleotides. The record is from the annotation of a GenBank genome assembly. NCBI's taxonomy places the organism in Eukaryota, Metazoa, Nematoda, Chromadorea, Rhabditida, Trichostrongylidae.
AUGACGUCUACCUUGGAUACUUUUAUGAAUCGAGUUAUAUCUGUUGUCACAGGUGAUGGAAGGAAUAUUGUUGGCAUGAUGAAGGGUUUCGAUCAGCUGGUCAACGUUGUUCUCGAGGAUUCACAUGAGCGCGUUUACUCAGAAACUCAAGGUGUUGAACAGAUUCCACUUGGACUGUACAUUAUAAGAGGCGAUAAUAUGUGA